AUGCGGUCUCCAAACCCCAGAUGGUCACUUAUCUUGUGUUUUGGCGCUUGUGUGCUGUCAAGCUCUCCGUUCGACUGGCCAGAUGUUUUAGGAGGAGCUUGGCUUUUUGACCAGGGUUCCACGUUCGGCUUCCAGCCGACAGCAGGAGGCAUCCGCGGGCCUGCCCCAGAUUGGGCGUUGGGAGGAACCAUACCUGUUGUCCGCUAUGCCGUAUUCGUGGAAGGGUCACAAGUAGCUUUGGCUGCAGUUUCAUAUCCUGGCUCCAUUGUGCUCAUUGGCAAUGUGACACAUGGUGGAGUGCUUUUAACUGUCAGUGCCCAGCUGACAUUCAAGUCCGUGAACACGUCUGUCGUGAGGAUCGCGGCGCGCAAUCAUGGGCCUCAAGCUGUCAUCGUCAGUUUUAGGGUCACAAUUGAAAACAUAAACGUGACUGAGUUGACAGAUAAUGCGGUCUUCUUCUCUUUGCAGGAAUCCCAACUUUCCUGCUUCCGUGGUCCAGCAUUUGGCGAAGGCGGUCUUUUCCUUUCCACAAGUUAUUUAGAAAACAACGGGCCAAAAAACUUCACCUGGAGUCGCACGAGGAUAAGUGCAGACAGCCUUGUGUUCACAUCUUCGAAUGUGAGCGCUCCACCGCUUGGACUGAUCAGUGCCUUUGUCUCGGUUGAAGCAACAUUGCGGAACUCAUCGCAAGCUGGCACUGCAAUUGACUUGAACGCUGCGGCUGAGGACGCAUUUCGGCGGUGGACAGGUUAUUUAGAAUCUGUGUUGGUUCACUGUGAUAAGCAAGACAUGAAGUGGGCUGCCGUCAAAGCCGUAAUGACACUGAUGAACAACUGGCGAUCUGUGCCUGGUCUUCCAGAUGGCGUCCUUCCUUCCUACAAUGGGUAUGAGAGCGGAUUCUGGUCUUGGGAUACUUACAAGCAAGCUGUUGGCAUGGUCAGCUUUGCUCCGCAGCUUGCUAAGGAUCAACUGCGCUUGCUUGUUUCUGCGAGAGACAAGCAGACAGGCCACAUUCCUGACAAGGUGGAUCGGUGCGGGAACGCAGGUGGCUGUAAUGGCAAGCCGCCUCUGCUGGCAUGGGCAGUGUGGGAAAUUUUCCAGGCAACUCAUGAUACAAUGUUCCUGCAGGAAAUGUACAUCAUCGUGAAGCAAUUUCAUGAAUUCUGGUAUUCAGCACGUGAUGUCAGGGGAGCCGGCUUGUGUUCGUGGACACAGGGAAUGGAAAGUGGCAUGGACGAUGGCGUCAGGUUCAUGCCGCGGUACGCAUCGUCGGUAUCCAACGCCUCCAGCCAUGUCACUACGCUGGACUUUUGGAGCAUUGAUUUGAAUUCGUAUCUUUACAAGGACAAGCUGAUUUUGUUCGCGAUGGCGGCGGUGCUUGGCUUGGCCAGAGAGGCACAGGACUGGAAAGCUGCCGCGGAGCUUUUGCUGCCAAAGUUGCGAGAGACGCUCUUUGAUGAGAGGGCUGGCUUCUUCUCGGACAUGUAUUUCAACGGUUCCGCGCUGCCUGUGCAGGGUUGUGAAGGCUAUGCUGCCCUCUUUGCCGGGGUUGCAUCGUUACCUCAGGCAAGGCGGAUGGCUGACACCCUACAAGAUCCCAAGAAGUUUCUCCUCAACUUCAGCCUUCCAUCAGUUAGCAAAGACAAUCCUUUCUACAAUCCGCAUGGCUAUUGGAAAGGUCCCACAUGGAUAGAUCAAACAUGGUUUGCCUACAGCGGACUGAGAAGUUACGCUUUGGAGUCAAAGCGCCGCGGUGACAUGGAGUCUGAGGCAGUUUUCUCUCGCCUCGCCCUUGAGCUAAAGACUCGACUUUUCAGCAGGGGUCGAGGCUUUUCCUAUCAAGAUCCGACACCCUUUAAUGAGCACUACGACCCCGAGACAGGAGACCCUGAGGGAGCUGAACACUUCAGCUGGACAGCUGCGCAUACCUUGAUGUGGGUCCUAGAAGCGAACGCUCCAGAAGACUGGCAGGUGUGGACAUGA
Messenger RNA from Symbiodinium pilosum, 1983 nucleotides. NCBI's taxonomy places the organism in Eukaryota, Dinophyceae, Suessiales, Symbiodiniaceae. The record is from the annotation of a GenBank genome assembly.